Carica papaya (papaya) is the source of this 1122-nucleotide messenger RNA. RefSeq names its product RING-H2 finger protein ATL74. Lineage: Eukaryota; Viridiplantae; Streptophyta; Magnoliopsida; Brassicales; Caricaceae. The record is from RefSeq and is a predicted model, not a curated record. Gene Ontology annotation, biological process: protein ubiquitination. Gene Ontology annotation, molecular function: transferase activity.
CCUCUCUGCACCACCAAAGUCACUGUACUAAAAUCCCACAUUUGGAUAACAAUGAGAAUCAGAAUUUGUCAAGGUCCCCUCCUGCAACUGUGAUUGUUGGAAUAAGAAGGACAAGCAAUCUUGAAUACAUACAUAUAGUAUAUAUAUAUAUUAUAUACCCUUACUCAUCUCUUUUGCUUUGGGGUUUUUGAGCACAAACCCAGAUGAGAGGAGCAAAUUAAAGGGUCCCCUCCAAACUAAUUCACUCUCUCCUUUUUCCUCGUAACAGAGCCCAGAGAAGAUGCUCUUUCCAUGUCCUUUUCCAGUUUGGAAUCUUCACAACAUACUCCAUACCCUUUUUGUUCUUCCACCAUUCAAUCCCAAUUACUUCAUUAACUACCUCGAAAUUGCUAAGCAGCAUGGUUAACAUACAUGGGCAGCUUCUGGAGACGGAGGCGAACAUGCCGGCGGUGGCUUCUUCCAGAAACACCACACAUGAUUCGUACAUGACCGACACGAACUUCGAUGCAAACAUGGUGAUUGUACUGGUUGCUUUGCUGUGCGCGCUUAUAUGCGCUCUGGGUUUGAACUCAAUAGUGCGAUGCGCUUUGCAGUGCAGCCGGAGGUUGGUCAUGGAGACAGCGGCUAGCCAACCGGCAACAGGGCUGAAGAAGCGACAACUUAGACAAAUCCCGGUGGCUGCUUAUGGGGUAGACGUUAAUAUAUCUGCAACUGACUGUGCUAUUUGCCUUGGGGAGUUCAUGGAGGGUGAGAAGGUGAGGAUACUGCCUAAUUGUAAUCAUGGUUUCCAUGUGAGCUGUAUAGAUACGUGGCUGAACUCCCACUCUUCCUGCCCGAAUUGUCGGCAUUCCUUGCUUCAACGAUCGGGAAAUGAGUUGGGUCAACGAGGCAGCGUCGAUGUAGUUGUUGAACAGGGAGCUUAAUUAGCUUUUGGUUAUAGACUUGGAUAGUAGUUCACUAGAGGCUUUCUGAUAAUCCGAAGUUGCAAAACCCAUUGAAGGAUUUUGUGAGAAAAGAGAUGUAGCAGCAAGAUUUUUAAUUGUUCGUAAAAUGUUUAAUCCAACUUCUGUUUUUCCCUUCCGGUUACAAGACGGGUCGAACCGAGAAGGAAAAUUUGGUUCA